UUUACAACUCUGUGAGAGGGUUGCUUGUGUAUUUCUUGUGAAAAAAAUUAAUAAAAAACAAUUUAAUGAAAAUUCAUGAAAAUCGCAUAGAAAUAAAUUAAUACACAAUGAUCAGCGAUACCUAAGUUAAUAUUUAACAGUAAAAAACAAAGUAAAAGCUUUAAAAAAUUAAAUAAAUAUCUCGAUUUUCCAUAAGUUUGUACGGACCCGUAGUAGGAAAAAAAAGAAAACACACACAUACCGAGUAGUAAGAGAGACAGGAUUCACAAUGGAACGUUUUGCUAUAAAAAUCGACAAAAAACUUAAGGCAAAUUUAUAUAAAAUAUGUCGUCUUUGUGGCAUAGAUAAUCCAGACAUGGUGCCAAUACUCACGGAUAAACCCGAAAAUACGGCAAUUGAUGUGGAGGCUGAAAUGGAGAUGGCUGAAAAGAUAAAUUUACUGCUUGGUCUAUCGGUAACAAAGGAUGAUAAAAUGCCACAGAGUAUGUGCUAUUUGUGUGUGGAUAAAAUCAAUGACUUCUAUGAGUUUCGUGAAAUGUGCUAUUCCACAAAUGCCCAAACUCGCAAACUAUUAGGCUUAAAAAAUGUCAAAAAGCCGACUGUGGAUAUAAAACCCAAAGUAGAGAUAAAAGAAGAAUCUAUAGUACCGACAAAUAAUACUGCAAACAACUUUGCUGCUAAUAAUAAGGCAAAUCGUAAGCGCAAACCCGAAGAAGUGGCUUUAAAGGAGGAAAUACCUGCAACACCAGUUGUUUUACCCAAGAAAAAAUUACGUUUCACUGCAGCGGCAGAAACCAGUAUUAAGGAGGAAGUUCCAAUGAUAACUAAGAAAAAGUUAAGAUUUACCGCAAUAAAUGAUGAAGCAACUUCAACGGCAGCUGUUGGUAAUAAGAAAACAAAAACUACUCUUAUUGAGGAGAGUAAAUGGAAAAAGGAAUCCUCACCGCCAGAGCCAGCAAUAACGGCUGCGUUCAGUAAUAAGAAACUAAAAAUGUCAGCGCCUUCACCAAAAGAAUUGGCUGCUAAGAAAACCAAACAGAAAUUUGGUAAAGCCGCUGAGUUAGAUGUUAAAGAAGAAAUCAAAGAGGAACUCAAAGAAGAAGAAGCCUCUGCUUCAGCAGCAAAGAUACCGCCUGGCCCAAAACUUAAAUUCGGCUGCAAUAUUUGCAAGGAACGCUUUGCUGCUAAAAAUAAUCUUGAUGCCCAUACACGUACCAUGCAUAUACCUAAAAUUGAACGUUUUGUUUGUACCGCUUGCAAUGAGGUGCUCAGCAAAAGUUUCGAUAUUAAAAAUCAUCAAUUGUGGCAUAAACUUUCUAAAACACCUUAUGUUUGCGGCUGCUGCGGCGAGUCUAUAUUAAAUACGUACGCAUUUUCAAGACAUUUACGUGAACAUGCAUUCGAAACACCACCAGCUCUACUCGUUUUAGAUCGUGAAUGUCCCCAGUGUCACACUUCGUAUGCUACGAAUUAUCUCUACAAUAUCCACAUAUGUGCUGUGAAAACAAAACGUUGUGCUGGAUGCAAUCGUUUACAGCGUAAUGAUGCCGAAUAUAUAAAACAUUCCGCACAGUGUGCCAAAGUUUACUUAAACUAUUCGAAACAUAUUAUGCCCUCAGUGGAGGCAUUAGAGGAUGCGGUGCGCAUUAAAAAUGAAAAUGAUGUUGAAGCGGCUGCCGAAGAAAUGGCACGCCUCAGCGGAGUACCGCUGGAUAUGGCUCCAGUGGUGCAGUUAACGAGAUUAUCAUCACCUAUCAUUAUGGCAGCUAAUCAAUGUGUCUCAUUGACGGGUCUGGAUGAUGCCGCCAGUACAAGCAGCAAGAGGAGUGGCAAAAAGGGUGUUUCGAAGAAAGAUUUAAAACGUGUUGAUGAACUUUUAAAGUCAACCUUAGAUGCUUUGGUUAGUAUUAAACAUGAACCGGAGGUGCAUGUGGAACCGGAAACACCCUGUGCUGGUGUACACAGUGAUAAUGAGUCUCAUAUGUCAGAUCAUAUUGGUGGCCUAGAUGAUUAUCAUCAUAAUGCUGAUGAUUCAGAUUAUGAAAAUGAACCAGCAAAUACAGCUGCUGCAAGUAUUGCUCCCAGUAGCGAAACUUAUUUGGCCAACGAAACAACAUCAGUGGAACAAAUUAAAAUUAAACAAGAAAUUGAUGAAAUAAAUGAAGAAAAUGCCAAUAAGAUUGGUGGUGGUGGCCUUAAAUUGAAAAUUAAAAAGGAACAUGGCCAAUUGAAUUCAUCUAUUAUAGAACAACAGAAAUCCUCUGAGAAACGAGCCGAAAAACGUAAGAAGAAAAAGAAACAUAAGGAUAAAGAGAAAGAAAAACAAAAAUUGUCUAAGGAAUUGCAGGACGAACAAAUGUCACAAGAUUCCAAUGGCCAUAAUAAUACAGAAGAUAAUAUGGCAGCUGCAACAACAAUACGUAUUAAAACUGAACCUCAAGAUGGAACAGAUGUGGCAGAUAUACAAUCUGUGGCUAGCACUAUACAAAUUAGGCCACAACCAGAGGCUACAAUCAUGACGUCUAUACCAAUGAUGCAAUUUCAAAUUGCUUGUGUCUCGAGUGGCGUUGAGUUUAAUGGUGGAGCCGCCAGUGCAGUUGUUGAAACAUCACAAAGAAUGGCAUCUACAAAUCAUGAAGUUGAACCUGAAGAUGUUAAACCAAAUCGUGAAGAGUUGGAUCGUAUGAUGAAAAUAUCACAUGUAAGUAGCGGUAUUGCCAUGGAAACAGAUGACAAGGAAGAACAACACAUGGAUCAUGAUGGCAAUGAUGAUGAAGGCAAUGGUGGUGAUGUGGAUGAAGGAGAAGAAACAGAUUAUCACGAAGAAAGUAAUGAAGAUGAUCAUCAUGAUGAUGACAAUGAAUCUACACAACAACACCAACAUAUUGAUGAGGAUCAGGAGGCAGAAGAAGAGGCAGAGGAUGAACACGAUAAAGACAUAGACAAGACAUCAGAGGAUACAGGAAUUGACAAUGAGUACAUCAUUGCUAAGAAGAUAAAGAAACCAUUAAAUAAAAAUAAACUAACUUCAAAACCUAAAGUGAAACAUACGCCAAGCCUUACAAAAAGUCGCAAUAAGGCGUGUAAAUCUACAGCAAAACCUUCCAAUAUGCCUGUUUUACAAAUUACUGCCGUACGCAGUGGUGUAACAUUGGAGCCUACAGCUUCCUGCGCAAGCGACUUUAUUCCUAUAUUUAUUAAGCCAGAACCUCAAAAUCGUGGUUAUUCCGAUGAACAACCUUUAGUAGAAACGCCAACACAAAUCCAAACAGUUCAACCUCAAGAGCUAACUGAUGAAUUAUCGAAUACUCAUACUAUUGAGGAAAAGAGUUAUAUAUCAUCUAUAGAUUUUAAUAAUAUAACAAUUAAACAAGAGAAGGAUAUUGAAAUCAAUGACGUACACAUCUCGCAAAAAUCUGUUAAAUCUUAUGCAGAUUUCAAUGGCAUUAAAAGAAAACGCAAGCCACAACGUCGUACACAUGGUAUUAAGGAUAGAACUUUAAAGAAAGAUGAAAAGUUGGCAAAUACUGAAGAAAAUAUGGAGGCUGAUGAAGAGCAUGCUACCGAUGAUGAAGUUGAUGAGGAAGAAAACGAUAAUGAAGAAGAAACUGAGGAGGUUGAAGAAGAGGAGGAGGAGGACGAUGAGGAAGAAGAGGCUGAGGAAGAAGAGGACGAAGAAGAGGUUGAAACUGAUUUUGAAGAAGAAAGAGAGUACCGUGAAUUGGAAUAUCCACCUGCACUGGAAAAAGAAGCUGCUAAUGAAACGGAAGAAAAGCAAAAUGAAGAUCCAAAAACUAAACCAAUUUCAGAAAAGCAAAUGGAUGUUAGUGUUAAGGAAAACAUGUCUGACAGUAAUCAAGUCAAAGAAAGUAACAUGCCUCAACCCUCCUUUGUUAUAGCAAGUGUGUGCAGUCAAGUAGCAAUUGGUUCCUCAGAGGAUAUUCAUAAAUCAACUGGUGGCAUGGAUAAUAUGAAACAUACACAAGGAAUAAACAAUCAUAAUGAUAAAUUACUUAAGGAGGCAGAGAAUGAUCCUAACAAAUCUCAGACAUUAGAAAUAAAUCAAGAUUUAAAGAAAGCUUUAGGUGCUUCGGAAAACAGUAAUAUAACAAUGCAAACGCCAAGUAUAGGAAUUUCUAAUGCAGCCAUGACAUUUAAUGGACCACAAAUUGAAAAUACUCAACUAUUUCUAACAACACUGCCUUCAACAGACCAGCAGGAGAAUAUACAAACCAGUGAAAUGUCUUUACAAAUUGGACAACCAUUUGAGUUGAGAGCAGACCAAGAAAUUACACAAGCCCCACAAUUAACGCAAAAUGUUGUCGAAUCAUUACCAUCUCAUGCUCCCCUUACACAAACAGACCAGUUGGAUAUAAUUCAUACUCAAUGUGCCGAACAAAUUUCUCAAGAAAAUAUAGUAUCACAAGCAAAGAGUCAAGAAAAUCCCCUAAACAAAGUAGAUUCACAAGGAAUUCAACAAUUAGAACAAGAAAAUAAAGCCCGAGAUCAACAACAACAUCCCCAAUCUCAUACAUCACAAGAUCUGCAACCAGUAUUUAAAAUUAGUUCCAUAACAUCUGCUGCUGCUCUUGAUGUAACACCACAAGUGAGUAAUAAUCCUUCAAGCAAUAAUAAUGAUGAGCAGGAAAUGUUGAAAGACAAUCAAGAUGAAACGGCGACCAUUGAAGGUGUUGUAGAACAAGCUAAAGAACUUAAUUUAGAAGCACAACCCGUCACAGCAGAAAUACCACAAAACUUGCAUGACAAUGAGGUUGAUGAUGAUAAUUAUGAUAAUGAAGAAGAUGAUGAGGACGAGGACGAGGAAGACGAUGUUAAUGAAGAUGAAAAUGAACUAAAUGAUGGGAAUAAUGUUAACGAUGAUGAUUCCAGCACAUUGUGCAACAACAAUUUAGAAGAACGUCAAAAUUAUCAAAAUCAAGAAGUUUUAACACAAAUUCGACCAGCAGCCUUAUCAUUACAUCCAUAUUUGGAAGAUAUAUCAUCGAGUAGUAAUAGUUUGUUAAGUAAUUCUUUAUCACAAACACCACCACCAACAGUAACAUCAUUAUCAAUAUCUUCGCAGCCAGUAUGCAGUACAACAGUAGCGUCAGCGAGUGCUGAACGACGACUUUUAAACACUGAAGAGACUGAAAAUAUUUUAAACGAAUCAAGUGAUGCUCUCAGUCGUCGUUCAUCGAUAGUGGCGGCAACAUCUGCAGCCGCUACUGUAGGUCAACCACUAACGCCAUCACAUUUAGCUCAACAACUACCGCCUCAUAUGCCAACAUUUAAUUUUGAUAAUAUCAAUGAAAUUGCUGAAAAUAAUAAUAAUGCCAAUAUUGAAAGAGAACAACUGCAAGAUGGACAACAUCACUACCACCAGCAGCAGCAGCUGCAGCAACAGCAGAAUCAGCAACAAACAAGAAAUACCCAAUAAUGUAAUAUAAAAUAUUUUAGAUUUUAAGUAAAUCUUGCCCUUUUUCCCCUCUUCCCCUAGUUUGCACCAAAACAAUUCACUUUUUCUUGGAAACCUUUUUAUACAAAUUAUAAUUAUAUUUUUUAAUUUACUUUUAAUUUUUUUUUUACAAAACUAAUUUAAAUAAUCAAAAUUAUUUAAAAAAUAUUCGAAAUAAAUUAUUGUAUUGUAAAUUGUACACUUAAGAUUAUUAAUUAUAUACUAUUUAUAAUGACAUCAUAAUUUUGAAUUUAAUAUUGCCGCAAACCCCUUAAAUCAUUAUAAGAAAAUCUCAUUUGAAAAUUUUCAUUUUAUUUCGUUUUUUUUAAUAAUUUUUUUUAACAUUAUUUUAAUUGUAUAGUUUGUAAUAUUUU
Messenger RNA from Lucilia cuprina (Australian sheep blowfly), 5829 nucleotides. Its product is annotated as daf-12-interacting protein 1. Lineage: Eukaryota; Metazoa; Arthropoda; Insecta; Diptera; Calliphoridae. Bases 269 to 5437 code for a protein of 1722 amino acids. Gene Ontology annotation, cellular component: nucleus. Gene Ontology annotation, molecular function: zinc ion binding. The transcript is spliced from 4 exons. The record is from RefSeq and is a predicted model, not a curated record.